Molecule: messenger RNA, 4597 nt
Organism: Ciona intestinalis (vase tunicate)
Lineage: Eukaryota; Metazoa; Chordata; Ascidiacea; Phlebobranchia; Cionidae
Source: RefSeq, a predicted model, not a curated record
GAAGCAUAUAAACGUAUUCUUCUUAUAAAUCUUCCUUUAGCAAUACCUGAUUAUAUCCAAACGUAUCCUGUUUGUGCCCAUCUGAUACUUGUGCUUACAACAAAAAAAUGUCCGCUGAAACUCUAAACUUUGGUCCACAAUGGCUUCGAGAUCUUUCUAGUGGUGGCUCUAAUGUAACAAGCCCACCCCCUUCCCCAGCCACACAACCUCUAAUCAAGUUCAAACUUGCUCAGCAUAGGUAUGGCCGGGAAGAAAUGCUUGCUCUAUUUGAAAAACACGAUAACGUUCCUUCUGAACUAUUUCGUGCACCAAACCUUAUCAGUGAAGAAACACUUACUCCUCUUGCUCUUAUACCAUUAACUGAAGAUGAUCAACGUGCCUUUUCUGGGGGAGUAAACAGUGACGUAAUGCAUCGAAGUCGGGGUCCUGGUGGUCCUCUUGCCUUGGGCCGUGGCCGCUCAAUGCCCCCACGUGGGCGGGGCAGGGGGCGUGGGGAAAUGUUUUCCCGAAGUAUGAGUCAAAGUGAGGAUGGUCCUUCUUAUGGGCGAGGAUCAAGAGAAUACAUUAGAAGGGACAGUUGGGAUGACAGAGGGUUCAAUAGAAAUGGUCGAUCGUUUGAGGACACGGCUCCUCGGAAACCGGUUCGUCGGUCUGAUGCGAGUGAUGAUUGGAGGAAUGAUGCGAUCCGUGGAAGUGGAGAUGGAAAUGAGAAUGAUAAAGAGGGAGGAUCGGACUGGAGACCUCCUGCUCCGAGGAAAGAAGGUUGGAGAGAACCUGGUCGAGGCAGCUGGAGGGAGAGGGAAGACAGAGGUUGGUCUAAUGAUACGUUUCAUCGAGAUAGGAGGCCUGUGAACAGAACCAGGUCUUAUGGAAGCAAUAAAUAUGAUAGUGAAGCUGGUUUGAUGCCAGAGUGGGCGGAUGAUGCAGAUGAAAGUGAAGUUGGUGUAUUUGAUCCUUCUGGUGCAUUUCAAGCACAGAAAAAAGGGGGUAAACGCGGGGAUCCUAAAUUACCGAGGGACUCUGAUCGUGGGAUAAGGAGAAACGCUUCCUCUUUUGGCUCACUGAAGAAAAUAGAAGAGAAAGAAAGGAGCAGGAGUGAGAGGGAAGAAAUAGGGAGAGGAGGAGCUGGUUCGAAAACACCAGAGGAAAAACCAGAAACCAAAGAAAAUGGCAAACCAUAUGGUUCCAGUGGAUCAACUCCUACCACCCCAAACAACCAACCUGUUUUAAAAGAUCAUGAAAAACAUGAACCAACUUCACCAGAAAAGUCACCAAUUAAAGAGAAACCAGCAGAACCAGAAAAAAGACCAGAUCUGGUUGAAAGAGAAGUCCCUUCACCUAAUAAAAGUGUUGAAAGUUUGGAAGAAACCAAAAUGCCGAAUAAAACCAUGGAAGAAACCAGAGGAAAACAGACAGAAGAAGAGGUGGACCAUUUGAGUCAUCAUGAAAUGAACGCUCUUAAGUUAAUUGAUUCACUCACUGACUUUGAUGAGCAACCCCAGGUUGAAGAAACCCCCACACCAACACGCUUACCCCCGGCCCUUGACCCCCUAUCCCUAAUCCAGGGUAAUGUGACCCCUAAUGUGCCAGACCUAGCUAUGAAGUGGUUCUAUAAAGACCCCCAAGGGGAAACGCAAGGUCCGUUCAGUUCACAGGAGAUGGGUGAAUGGUUCAUGGCAGGUUACUUCACUUCUAAUCUUCUUGUUAAGCGAGCGUGUGAUCCUCAGUUUGUACCACUAGGUGACCUCAUUACAAGGUGUGGGGCUGUUCCUUUUGGCCCACAAUCAGUACCACAGACCACCAGCUCUGAUGUAAUAAAAGCACAGAAACAAGCUGAGCUGUUAAAACAACAACAACAACAAAUGCAGCUUCAAUUGCAUCUGCAGAAACAACAACAAUUACAACAACAACUUCAACAACAGCAGCAACAACAAUAUCAACAGCAACAACAACAGCUCUUACAACAACAAAAACAACAACAAAUCCUGCGAGAAUUUCAACAAAAACAACAACAACAACAGCAACAGCAGCAGCAACAACAAGCAGUGUAUGCGACCAUCGUAUCUAAGCUCAGUGCUUCAGAGGAGUUUUUAUCAAUGUCUGCUCAACAACAGCAAGCCACAGUUGCUCAAUACAUGGCUUUCAUGCAGCAAUCAUCCUCAGGAGAUGUACCCACCACUACUCAGUCUAUAUGGGACUCUGAUACUUCUGCUUUACGCCGGCCCUCACCUGUUUCUAUGGUCACCUCACAACAACAGCAACAAUUAGUCGAUAUUCUUAAACAACAGGAGCAAGCUGCAGUAAAGAAGAAACAACAAGAAGAGGAGGAGGAGAAAUUAAAAAGAGAGAAAGAAGAGCUGCAAAGAAUAAAGGCACAAGAAGAAGCACACAGAUUACACAUGGAGGAAUUACAUAAGCAAAAAGUGAUGGAAGAAUUAAGACAGGCAGAGAUCCGGAGAGUUCAAGAAGAAGAAGAUCAGAUGCGUAGAGAGCAGGAGGAAAGGAGGUUGAAAGAGGAGCAGAGGAGAAAAGAAGAGGAGGCCAAAGCUCGGAUAGCAAUUGCUAAGUUACAAGAAGAGGAAGAGCAAAGAAAAAAAGAAGAAGAAAUGUUGCAAAGGAGAGAAGAGGAGGAGAUUCGAAAGGCAAUGGAGGAGGAGAAAAGAAAGAAACAGGCACAGGAGGAGCAAGAGAAGAGGAUCCAUCAUCUUAAAAUGGUGGAAGAAGAGAAGAGGAAGAGAAUACAAGAGGAAAAAGCACAAGAAGAAGCAUUGAAGAAGCAGAAAGAGUUAGAAGCCCAGAGACUCAAAGAAGAAGCAAUAAGAAAGCGCCAACAAGAACAACUGAAAAACAUCAAACUACCAACAACAGCAAACUGGGCCGAACAACAACAACAACGUCAGCAACAACAACAACAACUAUCAGUGUCGGAAAUACAAAAGCUACAAGAGAAAAAAGAACAUGAGAGGCAACUACAAGAACAACAGAUGCGAGUCAUUUCUCAAAAGCAGCAAGCCCAACAACAGCAGCGUGGUGUGUGGGGUGGAACAGCCCCAGUAUUCCAAGCCCCCACCACCCCAUCCAACACCACAAUGUCCUUGAUGGAAAUACAAAUGGAAGAAGCACGCAACCAACAAAGAGGACAAGCCAAACAACCACAACCGCAGAAACCAGAUUUAAGCUUACAAGCUUCAGUGGCGUGGGGUGGCCGAAGUAAUUCUGCUGCAACCAGUGUAUGGGGGAACCAAACCUUUCAACCACCACCAACUCAACCAUCGUACUGGGACCAAGUUGCAAAAGCAAAUAACCCAAAACCAGUGAAGCAAAACAACACCAAACCACAAUUUCAGACCAGUUAUAAACAGAAAGCAAAGGCAAACAACACUAACAAUGAGAACCAUAAUGUGCUUGCCUUGUUCAAACAAACUGAGGCACAAACCGAUCCAUUUGUCUCCUGGUGCGACACAGAAAUCAAAAAGCUUCCUUCAGCAGUAAACCUUGACAUCCCUACGUUCGUUGCGUUCUUGCGUGACGUGGAGUCGCCACACGAGGUAAAAGACUAUGUGGCGUCUUACCUUGGAGAGUCAAAACCUGCACGAGACUUCGCAGAAGCUUUUCUUCAGCAACGACUCACGCUUAAGAAACAACAGAAACUUGAAGAACAAAAACAACAAGAAAAACAAAAGCAACAACAACAAGCGAAAAAACAACAGCAAGGGCAAAAACAAGUAAGAGGUGCACAACAAGUAAAUAAAACACAACAACAGCAAACAAAACAACAACAACAGCAAACAGCCGCGGAUCAAGAGUUUGUAACUGGCACCACAAAGAGAGGAAAACGAAAGCAGAAGAAGUUGCAAAAAGUUGAUCCAAGUAUCUUAGGAUUUUCGGUCAACGCGGCUUCGGACAGAGUGAACAUGGGUGAGAUCGAAACUCCCAAAGACAGCUGAAAACCGGAUCUCUCCGGAUCGAACUGGUUUAGGGCUGCGCCGCCCUUGUUUUUAUUGACUUGCCCUGAGACACAGCGCCGCGCGAAGGUCGUGGGUUUGGUGUUUGGUGAAAAGAAAGAACAAGGCGUGUGUUGUGCACAGAUUUUUUUAUUCCAUUUUUUUAUUAUUUUUUGGGAAGUGGUCAAAAAGCUUUUUUUUUGUCUUUAGGAAUCGACUUCGUUUGUUUUAUUUUAAGGCGAGCUCUAACAGCGUUUCUACUUUACUUCAGCGUUCCGUUCAUCGCGGUGAUUUUUUUUCGUCUUUUUUCAAAAAAAGUCCAGGGUCUUUUCACCCGAGAAUCGCCAUUCUAUACUUUACACUGUAUCAUCGGUUGUAUGUUCGAAUACUUAGUUUGGCAAACGCUGCAUACGCAGCUCGCCACACGUUUAAGGUGUUCAUUUGCGUGUACUUUUGUUUUUAAUUUUUAAACCCAUUAUUUCAGCAGCUAAGAAUCCGCCGUAUCCGAAAAAACGGGGCAAAAAUAUCAUUAGGUUUCAUUAUGCUUUUAUAAUUGGACGUUGCCACUGCCGUUUGGAUACAUCUGGCUACUGUUUAAUAUCUGUGUGUUAAGCUGGUAGAGUUACAAUAAUAAACUUCACCGCGAUUAGAAA